GGUUUCCCAAAAAGCUUGCGAGUUAUCUGUCACGCGGAAGCGGGCAAAGGUGCGCCCACCGCUGCUCGAGACUUGUCACAGUCCAAGGGCAAGGGCUGAUGCCUUUGAGAGUGGUACCAGUUUUUCCCGCCCCGAACCACCCGCCAUGGCCAGCAAAUAUUUGAUCUUUGCAGAAUAUAUGGACAUACAACGAUGAUCCAGGUGUAAAGUUGUAAUCACAAAGCGUAGCGAUAGUUCUCCGUAAGCGACCCGACUUGGACCACAAGGCACGCGAAAGCGGUUCACAAGCUCAGCGCUCGCCGCUCUAUACAGGCUGUCGCGCCUGGACAGUAGUGGCAACCGCUUCCGUGCUGCGGUGUGCGCAAUUGCGCCCCGUUGCCCGCUUUACGCGACUGUGUUUAUUAGGAUUAUCAGCUUCUGCUUAUGGGGAAAUUUUAAUUUUGAUUUUUUGCUGCUUUGGUUUUUGUCAACUUUGUGACUUCGAAGCUUUCGUUAGGUCUGACGUUGGGUUGGAAUUUUGUGGCAAAUAAUAUUUGAGUAAGUAAAUGUCUUUCACGCCUGUUGAACCCCCUUGAUCGUUGUUCUUCUUGAAAUAUCCCGUUUACCCUGCAUCCAGUCCGUGGUACUGCAUUUCUGACUGGGGAAAACAUCCAACUGUGCCACGAUGCGCUCUCGGCCGCUGUGUGAGCCGAUCUCUCGGAUUUAUUGCGACGAUUGUGGGACGUUUCUGGAGGAGCCGUGCUUGCAGCAUGCUAAAUCAGUCACGGAUAAACCCGUCAUUCCUUACGCUGUAGCCAGCCUUCCGGACGUUCUGUAUUUGGACUGCCCGGAUUUAGCGUGGUCGUCUCCUUCGCUCGACGAGAAAGUCGUGUUCGCCCGAUCACCUCUUGCCUCCAACACAAUUUUCGGUCCGCUGGUGGGAUCCUUAUCCGACACGAAACCAGCGCAGUUCGACUUUGUAUGUGGAAGUGCCGGGAAAAGUUCGAUUCGUUAUUUCCAGCUGGAGAGCCACGACACGUCGAAUUGGAUGAAAUUCGUCCGGUUUGCAGCCACUCCCGAGGAACAAAAUGUGGCCGUUUACGAGGCCGAAAGGAGCGAUCAGGCUGCCAACUGUGCCAGCAGCGUAAUCUUCGUCACAACGAGAGCCAUUGCUGAACAUGAGGAAUUGAAAAUCGGAUAUUCGGUUGAUUAUGCCAGAAUUAUCGAAGAUUUAAGCGGGAAAUGCGUUUAUAAAAAAAGGCCUGGAACUGUAGAAUACGUCGUACGACAAUCUGCGCAGACUUUCCGAAAAGCUCCAGCAUCAGCGGGGAAGAAUGUUGUGGCUGCUGCAAAAUCUUCCACACGAGAGGUGUUUUCUGUGCCCCCCGCGAAGCGGCCUCGACUGCGGCGGUCAGACCACCGCACAGCCGACCCACCGGAUAAUGCAAUGGAUUUAUUGCCAUCCUCAGCGCCCAUCGACGACGGCCUUCCCAGCGACUUCCAGAUUCCCCCAGAGCUUCCGGUUGCGGACGCCGCCGAUGGUGAUGAUCGUGAGGAUUCCGUGGAAAGCGAUCCGUUGUGGGCGCCCAGCGACGAGUCCAACGCAUCGGAGACAAGUGACGAAGAGGAAGAAGAAAAGCCCAAAACAAAAACUCCCGCAAAACCUCGCAAAAACGGCUACGCGGAGAAAAUCGCCAAGCUUCAAACGAGUUAUCAGGUUCAAGAGACAAGCACAUUGUCCAGUACCUCCAUCAAACCUCGAUACCGCUCCAACGGCUACGACGAGAAGAUCGCCAAGCUGAAGCAAGCGGCCGCCGACAGUGAAGCAUCCAGUUCCGGGAACGUCUUGGUGUUGUCGAAAUCCCAGCUGCCCUUCGACACCGGACAUGGAACAGUCCUGAACCUGUUGCCGAGCUCCGGCAACGGGUUGCUGGAUGCGGUGAUGGCGCCCUCCCUGUUCGUCAAUCCCCCUGCGGAGGAAGCAGCGGAGACCGCGAAACCGAAGGUGCCGCGCAAACCGGGGCGGCCGCCACGGAAUGAACCGCGCCCGCCCGUGGAUGACAACUGCCGGGUGUGUGGAGAGAAACUCCUCUCCGGAUCGCGGAUCUCCCAUAUGUGGAAUCAGCAUCCGGAGUAUGUGCAGGUGUACUGGAAGUUUGAAUGUCCGGAGUGCUUGAAACGACUACCGACCGGGUCGAUGCUGAAACAGCAUGUGCAGAAUUACCACGCGAACCAACUACGGACGGUAAGCGAGGCCGACCGGACAUCCGCCCUAGAGUACAUGCAGCGGAUGAAUCGUUACCACUGCUUUUGCGAUACGUGCGGUGUGCGGUAUCCCACGGUCGCGCUUCUGGAUCUGCAUUCCGCGUACUGUGAAGCCACUGACACCAACACCGAUAACGGGGAACGCCAGUGUCCCGCUUGUGAAUUUCUGGGGGACAGCGCCGAGACUCUCCUCGAGCAUUUGUCCGAGCACGCGAUCAGAGACGGGGAUCCGAAUCCAUGCCUGUUGUGUGGCUGUUCCGCAAAAUUUCCAGGCGCACACUUCCGUACCCGUCAUCCGGAAGAAUACGAGUUCAUCACCGCGGGCCUGCCCUUCGAAUGCGACCAGUGCGGGAAGCGGUAUCCCAACGCGGGCACCCUGGCGCACCACGCCGCCAGUCACAGCGGCGCGCAGUGGCAGUGUAUGUACUGCAUCCAGCACUUCCCCACGGCCAACGCCCUCUCCAAACACAAUGCCGCGGCGCACGUCGUGGACGGCCAGUAUCCCUGUCCGCGCUGCGACAAAGCGUACGAGACGUACAAACAGGUGCGCAAGCACUUCACCAACUACCACGAUCUGGCCAAAUCCCGCUACUGUCCGCUGUGCGAUAAGUUGUUCGACAGUUACGCCAUGCUCAGUUGUCAUAUGAGCAAGCAUCCAGCGAAGGAGCGGGGCGUGAGGCCAGUCACCCGAUUCCUGGGGAAGAAAAACGGGAAGGAAAAGCGGUGGAGUAAACUGGAUAAAGUGUUGUUGGCGGCUGAUGAUGAUAGUGACUGUGUGGAGCUGGAGCAGCCGGAAGCGAUGGAAAAUGAGAAAUUGGACACGGUACUGUCGUCGGCCGACUCGCAGCUGAAAAAGUUAGACAAGAUCCUGGCAGCGGAAGGUACGGGGAAGCCGGAUCCUAAGCGAGGAUCGAAAUUGGAUAAGCUACUUUCAGUUAAUUAAAGGUAAUAGGAGUUCUGUUUUCUAUUUCUGCAUCUUUGUUGAAUACAUCGCGUAUUACCUUAUUGUUAAAGCUCCUACUUUGUCUGUUCUUGAUAUGCGUGACUCAAGGCACCGGCAUGUUUGGAUUGAAUCAAAAACAAAAUGGUUAAGAUAAUGAUUUUUAUAGUUUCGACUUUUGUCAACGUAUGACAUUGUCUCGGCCGUUUUGUCUAAUGAUUAUCGAUUCUCAGCUAAUAUACAGAGUGGAAACCAGAU
This is a messenger RNA of Paramacrobiotus metropolitanus, 3442 nucleotides long. Its product is annotated as zinc finger protein 768-like. Gene Ontology annotation, molecular function: histone deacetylase binding; DNA-binding transcription factor activity; RNA polymerase II cis-regulatory region sequence-specific DNA binding. Bases 665 to 3187 code for a protein of 840 amino acids. NCBI's taxonomy places the organism in Eukaryota, Metazoa, Tardigrada, Eutardigrada, Parachela, Macrobiotidae. Gene Ontology annotation, cellular component: cytoplasm; nucleus. Gene Ontology annotation, biological process: cell fate commitment; regulation of transcription by RNA polymerase II. The transcript is spliced from 9 exons. The record is from RefSeq and is a predicted model, not a curated record.